Molecule: messenger RNA, 369 nt
Organism: Adineta steineri
Lineage: Eukaryota; Metazoa; Rotifera; Eurotatoria; Adinetida; Adinetidae
Source: the annotation of a GenBank genome assembly
AUGGGAGGCGGUCCACCACCUCCACCGCCACCGAUGAUGAUGGGAGGCGGUCCACCACCACCUCCAUUUUUACCAAGAGGUAUGGCACCUCCUCCACCUCCUCCUAUGGGUAUGAGCAACGGUGGUAUGGGCGGAGCAGCAGCACCACCAAAAUCACAACCAAUUAAUAAAUCUGCCAAAACUAUACGUUUACAUUGGCGUGAUGCAGCUCCAAAUAUGAUGCCUACUGCUGCACCAGGACCUAAUGAUUCUCUUUGGACUUCAUUAACUAAAGUCAAAUUAGAUACUGAUAAAUUAGCAGAAUUAUUUGAAGUAAAACAAACUGAAGUUAAAAUCAAGGUAAUUAUUACGAAUUUUCUAGAAAACUAA